This is a messenger RNA of Ahaetulla prasina, 4308 nucleotides long. RefSeq names its product Rho GTPase activating protein 40 (gene ARHGAP40). Gene Ontology annotation, biological process: regulation of small GTPase mediated signal transduction; signal transduction; regulation of actin filament polymerization. NCBI's taxonomy places the organism in Eukaryota, Metazoa, Chordata, Lepidosauria, Squamata, Colubridae. The transcript is spliced from 16 exons. Gene Ontology annotation, cellular component: cytoplasm. The coding region runs from base 16 to 2127 and encodes 703 amino acids. The record is from RefSeq and is a predicted model, not a curated record. Gene Ontology annotation, molecular function: GTPase activator activity.
UACAUACUUGAAGUCAUGGGUUCUUCAGUUCCUGGAUACUUUGAGGACACAGAUGAAUUCAUAGGCGCCUUUCUUGGUUUCAACAAAUUAUCUGGGCUAUCAAUGAAGAAAAUGGAUAAAUUUGGAAAGCAUGGCAGAUAUGGAUUUGUUAGAACUCGACUUCCUAGACCCCAAAUCAUCUUGCAACCAGUCCUAUCUUCUGGACACACAGAAGUUUGCAGCACUAGAAAUUGCCCUUGCAAGAUGAAUCACUUUUCCCGGAAGAGCUCCUCAGAAAUUCCACAAUUGGAAUACAGGCGGUCCCAGACAGACUCAUCAAAUAAUCUAGCAAUGGAUACCUUUUGGCUAGAAGUAGAGAGCAUCAAAGAAAGCACUGAAUCCGAGUCUGAUGAGGGUAGCCUUACAGAAGCGAAGCUUCUAGAAGAGGGGGAAGCCGAAGCCGAAUGGCUGCAGGAUGCCGGACUCUCUGACCUAAUGAAGGACCAUGAAGAGAAUAGCAAUAUUGUCCUGCUGUCCACUUUGACCAAGACUCAGGCCGCAGCUGUGCAGCGAAGGUUGGAUACUUAUACCCGCUCCCGGCGGAAGAAAAAUAAGCAGCCUAUCCGUGAUGUCAGAGACAUUUUUGGAGUAGUUGAGUCUGAGGAGACUGAACCAGUGAUGGAGGCUGAAACGGAUCGACCUCACCGCAGGUCUGCAUCAUCUAACAACCUUCAGAAAUAUUCAGUGGGAAUCCCAGACUUUCAGUCUCCACUGAGAGAUUCUGUGAGAGAAGAAUUAUUCAGCACUGAAGUUGCCUAUUCAGAGCAGGCCGCAAUCCUGUUCAAAGGAUCAUUCCCAAGGGAAACCAGGAGACUAAAGGAAGAGAGCUGUUUGUCUAAGUUUAAGAUCCCCAAGGGGAGGCUAGGAGUAACCAGGACAGAAGAUCUGUCCCCGCAGGACAUGAAGAAAAUUCCUACCCUAGCACUUAUUGAACUAACUGCACUCUGUGAUAUUGUUGGCUUCGAGCUGAAGAGGAACAAGGCAGUUAAACGAAAGUCAUCUGACCACAAACUUUUUGGAGUUCCACUUGGCACUUUGCUGGAAAAUGAUCAGAAGCUUCUUUCAAACACCCGGGUUCCACUGAUUUUACAAGCGUUGCUUUCAUGUUUGGAAAAGAAAGGGCUGGAUACAGAAGGAAUCCUGAGAGUUUCAGGGUCACAGUCUCGCAUUAAGUGUUUGGAACAAAAACUGGAAAAUGAGUUCUACACUGGCUUCUUCCGGUGGGAUGAGGUGCAUCAAAAUGACGUCUCUGGUCUUCUGAAGAGAUUUAUUCGAGAGUUACCCACACCUCUUCUGACAGCAGAAUAUUUGCCUGCCUUUGCAGCUGUGCAGAAUAUCCCGGAUUUGAAACACAGGCUGCAGGCUCUCAAUCUGCUCAUACUGAUUUUACCAGAACCUAACCGGAACACCCUGAAGGCGCUGCUGGAAUUCCUCAGGCUGGUAGUUACCAAAGAAAGAAAAAACAAGAUGAGCCUUUGGAAUGUUUCCACUGUGAUUGCUCCAAACCUCUUCAUGCACAAGAGUUUGCCAAACAAGAUCCCAGAAGGAAAAGAGAAGCAGCUGGCAGAAGGAGCAGCCGAUAUUGUUCGAAUGAUGAUCCAUUAUCAAGCUUUGCUCUGGACUGUUCCUUCUUUCUUGGUAACUCAAAUAAGAAAACUGAAUGAGAAUAGCAGCUGGAAGUAUCAGUUCUAUGACAGGAGGAUCAAGAAUCUGUUAAGAAAGAUUCAUGCAGACAAGGAAAAGACAGAAAAGAACAAUGUUGAACCUUGCAAAAUAGUCAAAAUCCAGGCUUCCUUGUUCUUAAAAGAUUCACUGGAAGUUCAUUUAACUCAUGGAACAAAAGUAGCUGAUGUUCUGAGACAGUUCCAGAAGAACCUUGGUCAGAAUGGCUGGAAUAUUGUCAGCACAGUCAAUAUAAUCAAAUGUAAUGGUUCAGUGGAUUCAAUGAACUUCCUACUAUAUGAAGUUGGCGGCAACAUAAAUGAACAUUGCCUGGAUCCAGAUACAUAUCUUUUAGACCUGCACCAUGUGAACCCUCAUGCAGAAUGGAUUAUAAGGCAAACCCCAUCUUUCCCAAGAACACCUUAGGGAGACUGCUUAGUAAAACAAGAACAAGAACAACGGAACCAAGAACUUGUAUUAAGUUGUUAAGGUGGAACGGAACCAAGCACCAUAUGUUCAUGAAGAUAACAGAUAAAUGGAGCAAUAGCUCCAAAAUUGGAAAAUUAGCAAUUCCCUUUGAAUGGUCUUUUGACUGUGUUGUAUGAUAAAGAUGGCUUAUAUCAAAGGAAAGCUGGUAGGAGAAAAGCAUGGAUGGAAAGCAUUUGGAAAAACUCAUGCAGAUAAUUGAUUUUAAGGUUUGUUCACAUAGUGGCAUAUCUCAAUAUGCAAUCGCUGGUUAUCAAUGUUGACUUUUAUAAAGUGAAACUGAAUAUUUGAAUUAAGGCUUCUUGUACAACCAUAUACUUUUUUUAAAAAAAUAUUCCUGUUGCUUUAUUUCUGGAGAGCUUAAUUGAUAACCAGCUGCCUAGAAUAUAGGAUUGAAUAUUGAUUAUUAUAGUGAGAGUUCUACCUAAAGAAUGAUUCUGUCCAAGGAUGGGAUGAUCAUACUAUGCACAAGUAAUUAUUGCAAGUAAAGAAUGUCUUCGAUAAUGACUUUGAACAUUGCAGUUAUACAUAGAUGUUGUGUUUGUAUAAGUUCAAUUUUACAAUGACAUUUUAUUUUUUAAAAGAGUAUGUUCUAAGAACAUCUUCCUACUAGGUUACAAUAAACCAUCUCAGUAUUAUUGUUUAUAUAAAAUUUUAUCAUAGUCAAAUUGGAUUUCAUAUGUCUGUUUGUAAUGUAUUUUCUUCUGCAAAGACCCCGAAUUAGAUAUUUCUUACAAUGACUUUUUUCCAAGGCAGUUCAUAAGUAUCUGAGCCAUAUGAUAAUUUAAUAUUGAUGCCUUUCUGUUUCUUUGAUAUACUUAUUUUUUUUAAAAAAAUCACUUAUGGACGUGUUUAGGAAAAACCUAUUGCAUUUUUUCAGGUUGUUCUCAAGAAAGCCAUGAUACGUCACUUGGACAUAAACGUCCAUCUGAUACCAACUUUUUCAAACCAUAUUCCAAAGCAAACCCUUGUAUUAAUAACAACAUUCUUUUUAUUUUGUAACUUUUGGAAAAUUCAUUUUGAAGAUUUAUUUUUAAUGCAUUGACUUGUAGCUUGGUUCACCUUGGAAUUUUUUUGAAUGAUAGAAUUGCAGAAGUGUGUGGAAAUGAUGCUGUUAAAAAGUGGCAAUUUCAUGUAACUGCUCUGCUUUCUUAAUGUUUAAACAUCCUGAAACAUGGUACCUUUAAAUGUAUUGGACCUCAGCUUCCCAUAGAUUGUCUUGGAAUUGAAGUCCAAAAUAUACAUGGAAGGAAUUAAGUUGUUAUGAUUACUUCCAUUUAUCAUUGCAGCUUCCUUAUUCUAGAUGUGUUGGACCUCACCUUCCCAUAGACUUGACUUAGGAAUUGAAAUCCAAAAUAUACAUGGAAGGAAUUAAGUUGUUAUGAUUACUUCCAUUUAUCACUACAGUUUCCUCCUCCUAGAUCAGGGGUGUCAAACUCACGUCAUGGUGGCAUCACAUGACAUAUCGGGACUUAUGUUCCCUUUGCUAAAGCGUGCAUGGGCUUGGCCAGCCCAUGAUAGCCUUGUUCUAGAUAGUGAUAGUUCUUCCCUUUUCCCAAGAGCAUUCUCAUAGAUACAUUGGACAGAUCAGGUAAACUUGAGCAUAUCAAAGUCUAACUCCGGCUAACUGUCAAUUAAGUCCCUUGAAUAUAGAUACAAAUUAUUUUGGAUACAUCAGAUGAAAUAGAUUCAUGCCAAUACAACAAAUGACGCAGCUUGUAGAGCAUGCAGGUAGUCAAAUGGAAAAAAGCUUUUGAUCCAUCAUGAGAAACUCUGUGUGAAAUACCAAAAGUGAAUAGUAGUGGAUAAAAGGUGUUUACUUUGAUAUUUAUAAAAAUCUCAGUGCUAUAACAAUGAGGCCAUACUUUUUAAAACAUAUAUUUCUGAAAUAGAUUCCUGACAUAAUAAUGAUGCUAUGAGUGUUCUUGAGGACACACCUGUAAUAUGUAAGGAAAAACACCAGCCUUAAUUCUGUCCUUAACUUGAUUUUUUUAAAGAACAUUUUGGUAUGUUUUGUGAUAGUAGUUAAAGCAGUGAAGCAUAAACCAUGCAUGUUUUAAUAAUGGUUUUUAUUAAUGUUUAUAACAGUUAUACAAUAAAUAACUAGACAUAUUUCCAAAA